Molecule: messenger RNA, 519 nt
Organism: Harpegnathos saltator (Jerdon's jumping ant)
Lineage: Eukaryota; Metazoa; Arthropoda; Insecta; Hymenoptera; Formicidae
Exons: 3
Coding region: 121-519 (132 amino acids)
Source: RefSeq, a predicted model, not a curated record
UAGUAGCUAUAAUAUCAGGCUUCGGAAAAAAAACUUCUGUUCUCUCAGUCGCUCUGUGAAGACGAGAUUCAACGGUUGUGUGUCUACAUAGUAAAGUUUAAGUGUGUCUACAUAGUAGAAAUGUACGUUGCCGGUGCUAAAAUGAACGCUAAGGACAUGAAUUAUUACACAUCGAUUCAACACGAGGACAAGGCUCUACCGUGCAAAAAAAUCUGUGAGAACGUUCCACGACCUCCUGCUACGCGUAUCUUAAGAUGCCGAUACACUUUGACUGCAACUGCUUAUAAAUAUUUGGAUAUCGGGAUCAGCGAAGGAGCUGAGCUAAUCGUAGACAUAUUCAUUGGUGAUAAUCGUGACAACCAACUGCUAUUGCCGAUUAAAACUUGGAAUGUGCUAAUGGGGCAACGUGUUGACAUCCAAAGAUUUCUGCAGGUCAAUUUCUACAAGUCAUCGUCUUCCCCGAUGCAUAUAGAAAAUGUAUCAAUCGAAUUGUGUAAAAUUUAUUGGAGACUCGAAUAA